AUGGCAUUUCGUGAACGUGAUAGCGCCGUAACAAGCACAACAAAAACAGCACCUUCCGCAACUGAUCGAUCAGCGAGAUCUGUUUUUGUUGGUAAUAUUUCUUACGAAGUGGGCGAGGAACAGUUAAAGCAGGUGUUUGCUCAGGUCGGAGCAGUUGUUCAUCUGCGGCUAGUUCAUGACCGAGAUACAGGUAAACCGAAAGGUUAUGGGUUUUGCGAAUAUAAUGACGCGCAAACUGCCGAAAGUGCAAUAAGGAAUCUUAAUGGUUUUGAACUUAACGGACGUCCACUACGAGUUGAUUCAGCAGCUGGUGGUGAUCGUAGUGCUGAUGAAGUUCAACAGUUACAAGCAGCAUUUGCUGCUCAACAGCAAGAGUAUUUGCAGCAGCAAGCUCAGGAAAGUCCAUAUGGUCCAGAGACUGAGGCUGAGAAAGCACCGGAAGCUAUUUCACGAUCGGUAGCGUCCCUACCACCCGAACAAAUGUUUGAAUUAAUGAAACAAAUGAAGCAAUGUGUUCAUAACAAUCCGAAUGAAGCCAAGAAUUUGCUCAUGAAUAAUCCACAGCUAGCAUAUGCUCUUCUACAAGCGCAAGUAGUUAUGCGAAUCAUUGACCCACAAGUGGCCAUUGCUAUGCUUCAUCGUGAAACGCCUGCGAUUUCGCAACCAUUUCACCAGCAACAGCAACAACAGGCAUAUCCAGAUAAAUCGGUACCAGUAUCGAUGUCAACGGUGCCCAGUAUGCCACAGCCAAUGUUCCCCGGAGCGAUGCCUCAAAUGGCGCCUUCAGCAGUUUCAUCAUUACCAGUUAACUUCUCUAGAACUUCAUCAGGACCUACAGUCACGCGUGCUCCUUCCCCACAAGGAGCCGACGCUGAACUUAGCCCCGAUGAUCAGCAGCAAGCUCAGCUAUUGAUGCAGGUAUUACAAUUAAGCGAAGAGCAAAUUGCUUUACUUCCUCCUGAUGACCGGCGUAAAGUAAUCGAAUUACGAAAUCAAUUGCGUUCAAGUGUUUAA
Messenger RNA from Cercopithifilaria johnstoni, 1014 nucleotides. Lineage: Eukaryota; Metazoa; Nematoda; Chromadorea; Rhabditida; Onchocercidae. The record is from the annotation of a GenBank genome assembly.